CCAUUAGUUGACAUACCUAAAGCUCGUAAUCUGAUGAGUGAGUGUGAACGUCACGUCAAUUUUGCCAGAAGAGAAGAACGUCCUGAUGAUUGGGAAGAUCACAUUUCAAAAACUGAUUGGUCCAUGCAACAGAAUAGACUAUUUACUAAAAUAAUGAAAGCUUUACAAGCAGAUAAACUGGCUAGAUUAACUUAUGAAGGGACAACAAAUGAACCAAUAAUGAGGAGAAUACACAUUGAUAAAACUGCUCGAAGAAUAAGACAAGCUCUUGCUAGUUUUGGAUGGGAUAUGAAGCUUUCCCAGUGGUUACAUAAUUUUCUUGUCCAAAAUCUCAGUCUACAAUUACUAUCAGCUUAUUUAGAUGUUUUACAGACUCUCAGAGCUAAGAUUCCAGAACUUAUAGAUCGUAUGAUUAGUGAUAGUAUUGGUAAUUCUAUGACUCCAAUAGAAGCAGAUGGUUUGAAUUUAUUGUUAAAGAGACCCUGGGAUCCUGCUCAUUCUGUAUGGUCCCAUGAUAAACUGAAAAAACUGCCAGGUAACCCCCUGUUAUUAUUAGUACCAAAUGGUCCAAAUAAUAACUCUGUUACACAAUCCAAGCGGUACAAAUUAUGGCAGAGUCAGUUAACUAAUAUUGCUAAGGUGAUACAAGUAUCAGUACAUACUUCAUCUGGUCACCACAAUACAACAGUUACACAAUGUCUAGAAAAUAUGAUCCAUGCUGUUCGCACUAAAAUACAAGAGUUAAAAAAUCAUUUUCCCAGUAAACCUAUAGUGUUAAUGGGGUGGAAUGCUGGAGCUUCUAUAGCCUGUCAGGUAUCUAUGAUAGAACACGUUAGUGCUGUAGUCUGUUUAGGAUUCCCUUUUACUAGUACAAGUGGUUCCAGAGGUGAUGUAGAUGAUUCCUUAUUAGACUGUAAAGUUCCAGUAUAUUUUGUUGUGGGUCAGAAUGCUAACACUAAUGAACUGGAUAAUCUAGAACAUCUGAGAGAUAGAAUGAAGACAGAGACAGGAUUACUGGUUGUCGGAGGCUCAGAUGAUCAAUUAAGAAUGUCCAGAGCUAAGAAGAAAAUUGAAGAAGUAACUCAAGCAUUAGUUGACAGAAGAAUUAUGGUAAGCCGGAAUAUCAACAAGUUUCAUUUUGUGUUCUUGAUAAGGGAUACACCACAUGCAAUCCAUGAUCUGAGGAAAUUGUUUAAUGCAAAGAUUCCUAAGUCACUGUUAUUCAACCAAUCAAAUGUUCUAAUCUUUAAAAAAAAUGUCAAAUCUAUGUGA
Messenger RNA from Lottia gigantea (owl limpet), 1272 nucleotides. RefSeq lists its product as hypothetical. The annotation marks the transcript as partial. The record is from RefSeq and is a predicted model, not a curated record. Lineage: Eukaryota; Metazoa; Mollusca; Gastropoda; Lottiidae. The transcript is spliced from 9 exons. Gene Ontology annotation, biological process: positive regulation of transcription by RNA polymerase II. Gene Ontology annotation, cellular component: NSL complex.